AUGUCGAGCACCCUGGAGAAGAAGAUCAUGAAUCUGGAGGAGCGGCUGCGGGCGGAGAACGAGUCGCGGGACCGGGACAGGCAGGCCGGCGGCGAGGUUGGUGGCCCGGGCACCAUGGGCUUGCACUCUUCGUCGUCGUCGUCGUCGUCGUCGGCGGCGGCGGGCCCCGCGUCCAGCCCCGCGCUCCGCAGACCCCGGCAACUUGGGGAUAUGGGUACCCCGACACGACCCAGAAGACAGCUGGAUCUGCCAGUGUCGCAGAUGACGCCGCCAAAGAUGCACGACAGCGAGGUCGAGUUGAAGCUGCAGGAAAUCAUGAAGAUGAACGGCAUCCUGAAUAUCAAUGGCCAAAGGUAUCAGACGGAGAUGAAGGAUCUGGAGCAUCUGGGCGAGCUUGGUAACGGCACCUGCGGACACGUUGUCAAGAUGAAGCAUAAGCCGAGCGGCGUGGUAAUCGCCGUGAAGCAGAUGCGGCGCUCCGGGAACGCGGAGGAGAACAAGAGAAUAAUUAUGGAUCUCGACGUCGUGCUCAAGUCGCACGACUGUCCAUACAUUGUGCAGUGCCUGGGCUGUUUCAUCACCGAAUCCGACGUUUGGAUUUGCAUGGAACUGAUGGCGACGUGCCUAGACAAACUGUUGAAGCGUAGCAGGCAAGCGAUACCGGAAGAUUUUUUAGGAAAAGUUACAGUAGCAACAGUAAAAGCGUUGUCGUACCUGAAAGAGAAGCACGGCGUAAUACAUAGAGACGUGAAACCUAGUAAUAUAUUAUUGGACGACACGGGAGGGGUGAAGCUUUGCGACUUCGGGAUUUCUGGCAGACUGGUCGACAGCAAAGCGAAGACGAGAAGCGCGGGAUGCGCGGCAUACAUGGCUCCUGAAAGGAUAGAUCCACCAGAUCCUACUAAACCGGAUUACGAUAUAAGGGCGGACGUGUGGAGUUUGGGCAUUACUCUGGUGGAACUAGCUACGGGAAUAUUUCCUUAUCGAGACUGCAAGACUGAUUUUGAGGUACUGAGCAGAGUAGUACAAGACGAUCCUCCGUCUCUCCCAGCGGACGCGCUCUUCUCCAAGGAGUUCAGAAAUUUCGUCAGCUGCUGCCUGACGAAGAACUACAAGCACCGGCCAAAGUACCACAAGCUCAUGGAACACGCCUUCAUUCGCAAAUACGACGUUCUGCAGGACGGCGAGACGAAUUCCGCCUUGACAAACUCCGGCUGUCAAUGGUUCGGCAAGGUCAUGCGGCAGCUAGAACCAAGUUCCAGAUUGCCAGGAGGUCAGCAGCGAGUUUCGGGUCACGUGUCCCUGAAGCAGACAGCCCACCUUCGAGCGCAGUCCGAGAUGCCGGCCUUCCUGAAGAGCAACAUCAACAGCAGCAUCAGAGAGCCGCCGAACUGCGGCUUUCUGACGUUCCAUCAGCGUUGCAACAGCGAGAACGGCGCGAGCUACGUGCCCUACAGUCCGUACGCUCUACGUCGGAAGGAGAUCGCGCGACCGUUCUCGCCGCCGAUAUCCAAGGACGCGGCGGAUCAGCCGGAGCCGAAUCUGCCGCCGCGAUCUUUCUCGCCCUACCGGCAGCACGAGCAGACUAUCGCCAGGCACGAUUACAACUCUUCGAAUCGCUGCUCGACGACGAACGGCCAAGGUAGACAGGAGACGACGACGACGACCACGGCGACGACGACGGCGAGACCGUUCUCCCCUUACAGGACUCCGGACGCCAGUUUGGACAGCAACGGUCGACCGUACUCCCCGUAUCGCAGUAGCCGUUACGAGGAGAUGUUACGGGACGGUGGUAACAAGGCGGACCGAUGGCAGGGAGGCGUCUCGAGAUCGUUGAGCCCCUUCACCAGAGACUACUCGCCCUGGCGACGGGAGAACGUCGAUCCGCCGAAUGUCAUUCAGCCACCACCUGCCACGUACGACAACAGCGGCCGUUACUCGCCGUUUCUGCAGCAUCGAUUCGCGCAACCCCCGUCGCAGCAGCCCGCGACACUCCAGACCUAUCCGCAGACGCAGAACAUCUACGGUAGUCCAAUGAUCAGCCGCAAGAGGUUUCCUUCGGAGCCACCGCCACAGGGAUCUCACGGUUCCACUAGUCCACAGUUGUUGAUCUCCCGUUUCGCGCAUCAGCUGAAGCAGGAGUCGCCGCCGUCGUCAUUGGCGAUGCCGCCGCAGCAGAUCAUUGGCUCGAAGGAGUCCGCGAAGAAGCGCUUCGCGUCCUACGUACGCCUCAGGCUCGGCAGCGACCGCGCUCCUUCGCCGGAACCACCGCCGAGACUGAGUCGUGGCGAAUCCCCGCUUGCCCUUAGGAGGAAUUUAGUCGAACAGGCGUCCCCUUCCUUUCCGCGGAGGUACGUCUCGCCUUCUCCGCCCCAGCCGCCGCCUAGGAGAUUGUCGGAGAGCAAUUCCGUGCCUGGUAGCCCGCAGCACGUGCGAGCUCGCCUGCGCUACACACCCGAACCUCAGAGGAGACCUCCGCCACCAUAACCCACCGUUACAAUCAUUAAGCCUUAUUAUUAUUAUUCCUUGUUGGUGCCAUACGCGACUACGGACACCCGGACGACGAUCACCACGUAGUGGAGCGAGGUGCAUCGUUAUUCGACAACGGUUGCGCGCACAGAGCGAGUCACAGUGCACGUGUAGACGCAAACGUUCGUACACGUGUUCUCACCGUUGUGAAGUAUAAACCAAAAGAAAAGCGUAGGGAGGAAACGGAGAAGCGUGUCCUUUAAAUACUCGAGCCGACGCGAACUCGGAGUUGUGCGCGAGUCGAAGAUUUGUACGGGAACGUCGAUUUAGCGUGCGAAACGGCUGGAGGAGACGCGGGUAAAUAUUUCACAUUGAUUUGACAUUCUCACACAUUUGGAUUCGCGAACGCGCUUCGAACGCGAGAAUUGCCUUAAGAUAUACGAGGACUUAUAUACUUGUAGCUAGUACGAAUAUUUCAGAUCUCCAGAAAGACUUCCGAGUGUUUCAGGUUUCUGAUGCGAAGAAUAUUUUCUGAAUUCCUUAUUGAUGUUAGGAAAACGUAGGGAAGAGAGUGAAACGUCUUUUUCGAGUUUAGAGCGCUUCACACGCUAAAGUCGUUGUAAACGUAAACUUCCGCACGGUCGAGUAGCUUUCAGCUAAAAUCGCGCCGACCGUCUCGGUUUGAUUGAUCCUGGCGUACAAGUAAUUGGAACGAAUUAUUUUCUCUACAAGAUAGGCUGGGAAAGUAAGAAAAAAAAAAAUGCAUAAAUCAAUCCUCAAGAGAAAAAAAAAACCUACUUAGAUAGUUUUGCAACAAAUUCUCGCCGAGCUCUUUUGCCUUAACUGUUCUUCUAAAUGUGGAAGGAAGCAAUCGAUUAAGAGGGAAUACUAGGAUUAAUGUUACAACCGAGAGUGUCAUCGGCGGCCCGAGGCCCGCAUGCACACGUUUUAUAUACGUGAGGGGAUGAUCGUUCACGGCGGCGAACAGUCCUCGCGACACGUUUACACGGCUUUUCUUCGCCGCCGCGAGAUGCGAAUCGAUCUACCUUCGUUAAUUAAUCCUCUUCUCGACGUGUAUUUAUCGAUGAUACGCAACGAGAAAUAAGAGAUGCUCAACUUUUUAUAUCGUUUGCGUAUGUAAAAAAAAAAAGGUACAGCGACGCGGAGGAGCGCGGCAUUAAUCGCGAUGCACCGCGAUGUUUUUUCUAAAUCAGCCUCGACACACAUAUACACACACUAUACAUAUAUACAUAUUUAUGUACAUAUAAAUAUAUAUGUAUAUACACGCACACAUACAUAUAUAUACAGGAGAAGUUGUAUAUAUGCAUUCGUGCCCCAUGUGAAACAUGCGUAAACCGUUCCUAUCGCUCUUCGUUUACGCUUCUUCUUGUCAAUCAUGAGAAUUUUGUCAAGGAAAAGAGAGAAAGAGAGAGAGAGACAGGAUAAAACGCAACGAAACUCUCGCUCUCUUCUCUCGGACGGCCUUUGCGGUACCUCUGGACUCGAAUUGCAGUCUCACGGUGACUUCUUUUCCACGUUUUACUAUUAAUAUUAAUGACUAUUAUUAAAGCAACGUUAAAUACGAGAGCGAGCCGAGUAAUGUCCAGUUCUAUCAAUAUGGAUCAACUUUAAUCCCGGUUCAACGUACUUUUGUAUCUUUUUCUAAUUUUAAGAAUUGGAAAAAGACAAAAAGCAAAUAAAAUCAAGAUUAAACUUUAUCUACAUUGGUAGAAAUGUGCACAUAAGUUUACGAGUGCGUAAAUCCGAUAUCGAUCAUAGUCCAAACCGGGAGGGAUAUUAUCGUCCACACUCGAUUUUUCCUCGCGUGUCGAAAAAAAGGGAGGGGGGAGGCAGAGAAGUGAAUAACAAAAAACGAAAGCACAAUAAUGUCGCGGUAGCACGUCACGUAGAGUCCUAGCCACAGAGGACGAAUUUGUAUAUUACUCAAUCAGCAGGGCGUUACUCUCUACACACACACACACACACACACACACACACACACACACACACACACACACACACACGUAUACACUAUACAUGCAUACGGUACCACGUAGACACGAUUUUAGAAUGUUGUAAUUAUUAUUUUUAAUUAACAUUUAAUCCCUAACUACGUUCAAGUCUACACUCGUAAUCACCCUUUGUCAUUCAUUUUGACAAAAGGAUCUGUUGCAAUGUAAAUAAACUUAUAUUUAUACGAGUUAUUGCAUCUCUCUUUUCCACAUUUUCUCUCUCGCCACAUUUUAGCUCCCCUCUUCGCCUUAAAAGUAUAUCGCUACUAUUUUUGGGCCAUGCCUUCGUCAUUUUCAAUUGAACCGAUUUACGUUUUCUAUUCGUCGUUUAGAAUAACAAAGAGAAUUGUGCAAGUCAUUCGUCACUCGGGCAGUCGUCUUCACCGAUUGUGAUGAAACGUACAGUUGUAAAAAUGUAUAUAAUCUUUGACCUUUCGAUAUUUUCACUUAUAAUGUCAAUUGAAAAAUAUAUCGAAUGACAUUGAAAGAAAUAUAAGAUAUUCCUUUGCAAUUUAAUUUACUAGACCACAUUAUUUUCGUUGCCAUGCAAAAAUAAUUACCAUAUGGAAUAGAUAAGAAUUUCAUUGCGGCAUAGUUUAAUUCUUAUCAAGGCAUACCGUUGUGUCAAUAAAUUUCGAAGGAAACGUAUGUCUUUUCGAGGUUAAUAUUUUUUUGCUGUAUUUAUUUAUAUAUUGUAUCGUGUACAUUUGCGUCCUAAUCGAUAUUUCGUUGAAUAUUUUACAAUUAAAAAA
This is a messenger RNA of Wasmannia auropunctata (little fire ant), 5233 nucleotides long. RefSeq names its product dual specificity mitogen-activated protein kinase kinase hemipterous-like. The coding region runs from base 1 to 2487 and encodes 828 amino acids. Gene Ontology annotation, biological process: protein phosphorylation. The record is from RefSeq and is a predicted model, not a curated record. Gene Ontology annotation, molecular function: protein kinase activity; ATP binding. NCBI's taxonomy places the organism in Eukaryota, Metazoa, Arthropoda, Insecta, Hymenoptera, Formicidae. The transcript is spliced from 8 exons.